This is a messenger RNA of Microcebus murinus (gray mouse lemur), 1572 nucleotides long. NCBI's taxonomy places the organism in Eukaryota, Metazoa, Chordata, Mammalia, Primates, Cheirogaleidae. The record is from RefSeq and is a predicted model, not a curated record.
AAGGUACAAAGUUUCGCCUGCGGAAAACAUGGCGUCGCUGAGCGGUGUCCGCUGGCUGACCCGGGUGCUGGUCUCCGCCAGCAACCCCGGGGCAUGGAGAGGUCUGGGUACAUCGGCCGCGGCGCAAGCUGCCUCUCAGAGUCAGGCUGAGGACGUGAGGGUGGAGGGUGCCUUUCCCGUGACCAUGUUGCCAGGAGAUGGUGUGGGGCCUGAGCUGAUGCACGCUGUCAAGGAGGUGUUCAAGGCUGCUGGUGUCCCAGUGGAGUUCCAGGAGCACCACCUGAGCGAGGUGCAGAAUACGGCAUCUGAGGAGAAGCUGGAGCAGGUGCUGAGGUCCAUGAAGGAGAACAAAGUGGCCCUCAUUGGAAAGAUCCACACCCCGAUGGAGUAUAAGGGGGAACUAACCUCCUACGACAUGAGGCUGAGGCAUAAGUUGGAUUUAUGUGCCAACGUAGUCCAUGUGAAGUCACUUCCUGGAUACAUGACUCGGCACAACAAUCUAGACCUGGUGAUCAUUCGAGAGCAGACGGAAGGGGAGUACAGCUCUCUGGAACAUGAGAGUGCAAAGGGUGUGAUUGAGUGCUUGAAGAUUGUCACAUGAGCCAAGUCUCAGCGGAUUGCAAAGUUUGCCUUUGACUAUGCCACCAAGAAUGGGCAGGAGAAGGUCGUUGCUGUCCAUAAGGCCAACAUCAUGAAGCUUGGGGAUGGGUUGUUCCUGCAGUGCUGUGAGGAAAUUGCUGAACUGUAUCCCAAAAUCAAAUUUGAGACGAUGAUCAUAGACAACUGCUGCAUGCAGCUGGUGCAGAAUCCUUACCAGUUUGAUGUGCUGGUGAUGCCCAAUCUCUAUGGGAACAUUAUUGACAAUCUGGCUGCUGGUCUGGUUGGGGGAGCCGGUGUGGUCCCGGGUGAGAGCUACAGUGCGGAGUACUCAGUCUUUGAGAUGGGUGCCCGGCACCCAUUUGCCCAGGCAGUGGGCAGGAAUAUAGCUAACCCCACGGCCAUGCUGCUGUCAGCUGCCAACAUGCUGCGACAUCUCAACCUUGACUAUCACUCCAACAUGAUUGCAGAGUCGGUGAAGAAGGUGAUCAAAGUCGGCAAGGUGCGGACUCGAGACAUGGGCAGCUACAGCACCACAACCAACUUCAUCCAGUCUGUCAUCGGCCACCUGCACCCCUAUGGCAGCUAAAGCCCUUUAUUCCUUCCAACCUCACAAGGACCAUAUACUACCUAUACAUUCCUUCAGUACAGUGGACCAGGGAAGAGAUCUCGAACCUCUAGACAGUGGACCAUAGCCAUCUUUCUGAGCAGAGCCUAGGUUGUCCUAGGGCUGGCUUCCUUAGGGAACUGCAUCUGUUGGGUGGUGGUGGUGGGAGUGUUGGGGGUGGGGGUAGGGCCCAGGCUGCUGGGAUGAUGACAGUUCUCUCCCACAGGUUCGAACCUCUGACAUGGGUGGCUAUGCCACUUGCCACGACUUCACUGAGGCUGUCAUUGCUGCCCUGCCCCUCCCAUAGGUCCUGCCCAUACCUAUAUAAGAUGUUCAAUAAAAAAUGUGAUACAAAAAAAAAAAAAAAA